This is a messenger RNA of Phyllotreta striolata, 279 nucleotides long. The record is from the annotation of a GenBank genome assembly. Lineage: Eukaryota; Metazoa; Arthropoda; Insecta; Coleoptera; Chrysomelidae.
AUGAAAAAAGAGCGAGAUUUCGCUUGGGCCGUGAAGUAUCAUGAUCUAAUGGACCAUGAUCUAAUGGAUCAUGAUUUGAUGGACCAUGAUGAUAUGAUGAAAAUGAUCAGGGUCAGCAUCAUUGAAACAGAGAAAAAAAGAGUUGUUAUUGCGCAAGAUAUUCAAGCGGUAGAAGGAAAAAGCGUCAGUUUACCGUGCGAUGUCAUUCCGCCUGGUCAUGAUAAAGUGUACAUGGUCUUUUGGUUCCAGUACGGCUCUGGAUUUCCAAUAUACAGGUGA